Molecule: messenger RNA, 90 nt
Organism: Parastagonospora nodorum SN15
Lineage: Eukaryota; Fungi; Ascomycota; Dothideomycetes; Pleosporales; Phaeosphaeriaceae
Exons: 2
Coding region: 1-90 (29 amino acids)
Source: RefSeq, a predicted model, not a curated record
AUGUCGGUACAACAUCCCCACGCCGUUUAUCCUGCACGCAUGCUUUCCGAUGCCAGACGAGGCGCGCAGGAUCCCGGGUUUGACGUCUGA